Messenger RNA from Balaenoptera ricei (Rice's whale), 2211 nucleotides. RefSeq lists its product as uncharacterized. NCBI's taxonomy places the organism in Eukaryota, Metazoa, Chordata, Mammalia, Artiodactyla, Balaenopteridae. Bases 1 to 2211 code for a protein of 736 amino acids. The transcript is spliced from 2 exons. The record is from RefSeq and is a predicted model, not a curated record.
AUGCACUACACUCCAUCCUGCACUACCCUCCACCCUGCACUACACUUAACCAGGCACUACCAUCUACGCGACACUACCCUCCACGCGGCACUACCCACCACCCUGCACUACCUUCGACCCUACACUACUCUCUACCCUGCACUACCCUCCACGCAGCUUUACCCUCCACCCUGCACAACCCUCCACCCGGCACAACUCUCCAUCCGGCACUACCCUCCACCUGGCACUACCCUCCACCCGGCACAACCUUCCACCCGGCACAACUCUCCAUCCGGCACUACCCUCCACCCGGUACAACCCUCCACCAUGCACUACACUCCAUCCUGCACUACCCUCCACCCUGCACAACCCUCCACCCGGCACAACUCUCCAUCCGGCACUACCCUCCACCUGGCACUACCCUCCACCCUGCACUACCCUCCACCCGGCACAACCCUCCAGGCGGCACUACCCUCCACGCAUCACUACCCUGCACCCUGCACAAUCCUCCACCCUGCACAACCCUCCACCCUGCACUACACUCCACCAUGUACUAGCCUCUACCGGGCACUACCCUCCACCCUGCACAAACCUCCACCCUGCACUACCCUCAAUCCAGCACUACCCUCCACGCAACACUACCCUACACCCUGCACAAACCUCCACCCGCCACAACCUUCCACCGGGCACUUACCUCCAAGUUGCACUACCGUCCACCCUGCACUACCCUCCACCGUGCACUACCCUCCACACUGUACUACCCUCCACCCGGCAAAACCCUCCACCCUACAAAACCCUCCACCCGGCACAACCCUCCACGCUACACUGCCCUCCACCCGGCACAGCCCUCCAAACGGCACUACCCUCCACGCGACACUAGCCUCCACCCUGCACAACCCUCCACCCGGCAUAACCCGCCACUGGGCACUACCCUCCACACGGCACUACCCUCCACCCUGCACAACACUCCACCUGGCACAACUCUCCAUCCGGCACUACCUUCCCCCUGGCACUACCCUCCACCCUGCACUAGCCUUUACCCUGCACUACCUUCCACCCUGCACAACCCUCCACCCAGCACAACCAUCCACCCGGCACAACCCUCCACGCUGCACUACCCGCCAUCAGACACAACCCUCCAAACAGCACUACCCUCCACACGGCACUACCCUCCACCCUGCACAACCUUCCACCCAGCACAACACUCCACCCGGCACAACUCUCCAUCCGGCACUACCCUCCACCCGGAACAAACCUCCACCCUGCACUACACUCCACCCGGCACUACCCUCUACGCGGCACUACCCUCCACACUGCACUACCCACCACUGUGCACUACCUUCCACCCUACACUACUCUCUACCCUGCACUACCUUCCACGCAGAAUUACCCUCCACCCUGCACAACCCUCCACCCGGCACAACUAUCCAUCCGGCACUACCCUCCACCUGGCACUACCCUCCAUCCUGCACUACCAUUUACCCUGCACUACCCUCCACCCUGCACUACCCUCCACACGGCACAACCCUCCACGUGGCACUACACUCCACGCUUCACUACCCUCCACCCUGCACAAUCCUCCACCAUACAAAACCCUCCACCCUGCACUACCCUCCACCCUGUACUACCCUCUACACUGCACUACCCUCUACCCUGCACUACCCUCCACCCGGCACAACCCUCCAGCCAGCACAACCCUCCACAUGGCACAACCCUCCACGCGGCACUACCCUCCACCCUGCACAACCCUCCACCCGGCACAACUCUCCAUCCGGCACUACCUUCACCAGGCACUACCCUCCACCCUGCACUACCCUCCACCCGGCACAACUCUCCAUCCGGCACUACCCUCCACCUGGCACUACCCUCCACCCUGCACUACCCUCCACCCGGCACAACUCUCCAUCCGGCACAACCUUCACCAGGCACUACCUUCCACCCUGCACAACCCUCCACCUGGCACUACCCUCCAUCCUGCACUACCCUUUACCCUGCACUACCUUCCACCCGGUACAACCCUCCACCCGGCACAACCCUCCACCCUUACACUCCACCCUGUACUACCCUCCACCCGGCACAAUCCUCUACCCGGCAGAACCCCACACCCGGCACAACCCUCCUCCCGGCACAACCCUCCACGCUGCACUACCCUCCACGCUGCAAAACCCUCCACCCGGCACAACUCUCCAUCCGGCACUACCUUCACCAGGCACUAGCCUCCACCCGGCAUAG